GCCGCCAAAAUAAACGAAUAUUGUCUUGUGUUGCAUAGAAUUUUGAACUUGUAUAUUAUAACAACGUUAUUCCAACUGUUAAUUUCAUUGUGAAAAGUUCUUACAAAUCUAAACAUGUCACGAAGGGAUUAUGAAAAGGACAAAGAGUCUUUAAAGACUUUUUUUAUGGAGUUUUGUAUCCAAGAUGAAUCAGGCUCCAAGAAUUUUAAAUAUUCCAAUCAGUUAACAAAAUUAGCUCAUCGAGAACAAACUGAGAUGUAUGUUGAAUUAGAUGAUGUACAUGAUUUCAAUGAUGAGUUAUGUGAUUCCAUUAAGAAUAACACUCGACGUUAUACCAGUAUGGUUUCGGAUAUUGUACAAGAAUUGUUACCACAAUUCAAAGAACAUGAUAUUAUUGCUAAGGAUGCAUUGGAUGUUUAUAUUGAGCAUCGACAGAUGAUGGAGAACAGAAUGAGGCAACCAAAUGAAGCUAAAUCUACAAGCAACCAAUUUCCACCUGAACUUAUGCGCAGAUAUGAAAUUUAUUUCAAAGAUAGUACUCUCAGUAAAACACAGCCUAUAAGGGAUGUUAAAGCUGUACAUAUUGGUAAAUUGGUAACAGUAAGAGGUAUUGUUACAAGAAGUACUGAGGUGAAACCCAUGAUGUGUGUAGCUACCUACACUUGUGAUCAGUGUGGCUCAGAAACUUAUCAACCAGUUAAUUCCCUAAGCUUCAUGCCAUUGACUAUGUGUCCAAGUGAUACAUGUCGCAUCAAUAAAUCAGGAGGUCGUUUGUAUCUUCAAACCAGAGGUUCAAAAUUCGUCAAAUUCCAGGAAGUCCGAAUUCAAGAACACAGCGACCAAGUUCCAGUUGGACACAUUCCACGAUCAUUGACGAUCUUUUGCAGAGGUGAAGUUACUCGUAAAGCUUUGCCUGGUGAUCAUAUUGCAGUCACGGGCAUAUUCCUACCUUUGAUUAGGACAGGAUUCAGACAGAUUUCGGGUGGAUUAUUGUCUGAAACUUAUUUGGAGGCGCAUCGCUUGGUUUCCCUUAACAAGGCUGCGGAAGACGAAAGUGCCUCUGCUUCAUUGACUUCGGAAGAAUUACGAGAGCUUACUGAAGACGAUUUUUAUACUAAAUUUGCCAUGUCUUUGGCACCUGAAAUCUAUGGCCAUUUAGAUGUUAAAAAGGCACUGCUCUUGUUGUUAGUUGGUGGUGUUGAUAAAAGACCCGAUGGCAUGAAAAUCCGUGGAAAUAUAAAUAUAUGUCUUAUGGGUGAUCCCGGUGUUGCUAAAUCGCAAUUAUUGGGAUACAUAGAUAGGUUGGCUCCGAGGAGUCAAUAUACAACUGGAAGAGGUUCUUCGGGCGUCGGUUUGACAGCAGCUGUCAUGAAAGAUCCAUUAACCGGAGAGAUGAUGCUCGAAGGUGGAGCUUUGGUCUUGGCCGAUCAGGGUGUCUGUUGUAUUGACGAAUUUGACAAAAUGGCUGAUGGUGACAGAACUGCUAUCCAUGAGGUCAUGGAACAGCAAACAAUUAGUAUUGCUAAGGCUGGUAUUAUGACUUGUUUGAAUGCUCGCGUCUCGAUUUUGGCUGCAGCUAAUCCAGCGUAUGGUCGUUACAAUCCGAAAAGAACAAUCGAACAGAACAUUCAGCUGCCAGCAGCUUUACUUUCGCGUUUCGAUUUACUUUGGUUAAUCCAAGAUAAGGCAGACCGCGACAAUGAUUUGCGCCUAGCCAAACAUAUCACCUAUGUACAUCAGCAUUGUAAGCAACCACCAAUGCAAAUCCAGGCAUUAGAUAUGUCUGUUAUGAGGAAGUAUAUUGCUUUGUGCAAACUCAAAGAUCCUGCAAUCCCAGAAGAUCUUACCGAAUUUAUCGUUGAGGCAUAUGUAGAGUUACGCAAAGAAGCUCGCAAUUCCAGAGAUAUGACAUUCACAUCUGCCCGUAAUUUGUUGGGUAUUUUGCGUUUGUCUACCGCGUUAGCGAGGUUGCGUUUAUCCGGUAUUGUGGAAAAGGACGACGUGAAUGAGGCUAUUCGAUUGAUGGAAAUGAGCAAAGACUCCCUCAAUCAAAACGUGGAGACUAAAGGAUACAGGCCACCGAAUGUCCAUGAUAAGAUCUUUGGCAUUAUCCGUGAGAUGGCCGGGGAGAGUAAGACAGUCAAGUUAUCCGAUAUUGUUCCGAAAUGUGUUGGGAAAGGUUACAAACCCCAUCAAAUUGAUGAUUGUAUUGAAGAAUACGAAGAACUCAACGUCUGGCAGAUAAACCAGACUCGAACGAAAGUUACAUUUAUUUAAAUAAUCAUUCUUAUUAUA
Molecule: messenger RNA, 2295 nt
Organism: Nicrophorus vespilloides
Lineage: Eukaryota; Metazoa; Arthropoda; Insecta; Coleoptera; Silphidae
Gene: Mcm7
Product: DNA replication licensing factor Mcm7
Exons: 5
Coding region: 115-2277 (720 amino acids)
Biological process (GO): DNA strand elongation involved in DNA replication; double-strand break repair via break-induced replication; DNA replication initiation
Cellular component (GO): MCM complex; nucleus
Molecular function (GO): ATP hydrolysis activity; ATP binding; single-stranded DNA binding
Source: RefSeq, a predicted model, not a curated record